Molecule: messenger RNA, 8525 nt
Organism: Trichobilharzia regenti
Lineage: Eukaryota; Metazoa; Platyhelminthes; Trematoda; Strigeidida; Schistosomatidae
Source: the annotation of a GenBank genome assembly
UCUGGGAGGAAAGAACGAAAAUCUCCACGUCAAAAACUUCAAAUGGCAGAUUCAGGUGAAAUGACAAGUCGUAAACAGAAAAUGUCAGUUACAAGUGGUUUACGUAACUCUAUUACAAGUGUAAUCUCAGAGCAACUGUCUGUAAACGAUGAAAUCUCGAGCAUUGAAUCAAGUCAGUUAUUAAGUGGACAACCGCUUAAUCAGUUUCGUUGGAUUGUACCUGCUAAAGGACAAGUUCGUUUAAGAAUUCGUUUUCGAUGUGAACAAGUUGGUCAAUAUGAUCAAAUAUUUAAUUUUGAAUUAUUAAAUACACGAAGAAUUUAUCAAUUAUACUGUCGUGGUGAAUGUACACUGCCAACGAUUAGUCGUGAACCAAGACUGAUUUAUGCUAAACGGAAGCGUACACUUAAUCAAGGUGAAAUUAUUCAUGGUACUUAUUUAAUGUCAACAUCAUGUUUUGAAUUUGGACCAUUGCUAAUUGAAAAGUCAAAAGAACGUAUUCAAGAGAAUUGUUAUCCAGAGAACAUAACCUAUUUCAAUCUAGUGAAUACAUCUCAAAUGGAUACAGAUAUUAAGCUAGGCUUUUUAUAUGAUAUUAAUGAAGAUUGUUAUAGUGUUCAACCGAAUCAAUUAAGUCUGCAACCGAAUCAAUCAUCUACUGUAAAAAUUUGUGCUUUUCCAAAAUUACAUAAACGUUAUAUUGAUGCACUGGUGUGUUCAAUCAAAGAUAAUCCAGAACCAAUUCAACUGAAGUUAGCUUGUGAUGGUGUUCUACCAGAAUUGGAGUUGGAUAAGAAGGCGUUUAAUUUUGAAAAAGUAUUAUUACAAAGAAAAGAAGUUCGUUCAAUUGUAUUAAAAAAUAAUACUUUAUUACCAGCACAAUGGAAGCUGUCUGGAAUUGAAGCAUUAGGUGAUGAAUUCUCAAUUUCACAAGAUGCUGGUAUUGUUGAACCAAAAUCUGAAUGUAUUGUCUAUGCUUAUUUUCGUGCUAUGAAACCAGUGAAAUCAAAUCAGAAGAAAAAUUUACGCUUAGAAGUUUAUGAUUUAGAAAAUAUUGCUGGUUUAAUACAAGUGGAGACAAUACAAGUGAUUGCUGAAGCCUAUGACGUGGCUUUAGAUAUCAACUUUCCUAAAGGUAGUGAUGGUGGGAUUGAUUUUGGUUUAAUCAAAGUUGGUGAAGAAGUGAAACAUGCAAUCACAUUAAAAAAUAAAGGGCCUUACGAAAUUAUAGUCAAUUUCAUAUUUUCCAAAAAUGCUGCAAUGAAAAUGAACUACACUGAAGUGUUUACUAUGUCACCACAACGUAUCAGUCUAUCACCUACAGAUAAAUCUGCUCAAAUCAAUCUAACCUGUUGUGCACAAACAGAAUGUAUUUUAAAAGAAGUUGAAUUAAUUAAAUGUCAAAUUGUUGAACCAAAUGCUAAAGGAACUCCACAAUUAAUUGCAUCCAUCCCAAUUAAAGUAUCUGUGAGAGCUGUAUUCAGCAAAUUUACAAUUUCUCCAGCUAAAGAUAUAAAUUUUGGAUCAUUAAUAUUGAAUAAUUAUAAGUCUCGUCAGUUGAUUAUUGAAAAUAAUGGAGAUUAUGAAUUUCGUUUUUCAAUAAUACGUAUGAGUAGAAUGUUUGAGUUAAUGACAGCACGUGAAGCGCAUAUGAAUAAAGAAAUUGUAGGAGCAGGAAAGCAUAAAAUGUCAGAUCCAACAAUGCUGAGCAGUCCACAAGCACGAUUACAACAAGGUUUCUUUACAUUAGCUCCUGCAAGUGGUCUUAUCCCACCGGGGAAUGCACAAAUCAUCACAGUUGAUUGUAUGGCUAAUUCACAGGAUCUUUGUGAAGAAGAAUUAACAAUUGAAAUAACUGAUCGUGAUAUGAAUGCUUAUCCUCAUGGGAUACCUUAUCGUCUGAUAGCUGAAGGUCAUCUACCAUCGAUUGAAACCGAUAAUUAUUCACUUAUCUUUGAAGAACAUCAUGUCUGUAAAAAUUUGACAAUUUUAGACUUACCUGAUUUCUCAGAUAAGAUUUCAUCCAGUGGUAUUUAUGGAAUUGAAGAAAAUCGUUUUGUUUAUAGAAAUGUGCUAGUUGGUUCACGAGUUGGUGCACGUUUUCGAAUUUUCAACCAAAGUAAUGUACCAGCUGAUGUAACCUUUGAAAUCUCCUAUACUGGUGUAAUGAAUUCUAACCAGCCAAGUGGACGUUCAAGUAGCCGUGGUAGUCAAACAACAAGUUAUGAAGCAUUUGAAGUAAUACCAGAUAAAGUACGAAUUGAGCCACAUUCAUCUAUUUAUGCAAAUGUUAUAUUUGCUCCUACAGCUAUGCAGACGUAUACAGCAAAUUUUCACGCCUACCUUGAGAAUAAAUCACCUACAAAUCCAACUGUGAAUUCAGGUCGUGGUAGUGCUACUUCGAGUAGUAAACGUUCAACAAACACUCCAGUGCUUACAUUUGAAUUAUAUGGUCAAGGAAAUUUACCACAGAUAAGUAUAUUACAACCAAAGUUAAGAAAUCGUGCAGGACAAGCAAUGUGUAUAUUUAAACGUAUGCAAGUUGGUAGAACAUCUACACAAACACUAACACUACAUAAUAAUGGAAUAUUAAACAGUCGAGUGAACAUUGAUCUUGUUGAUCCAGAUGGUGUGUUUUCCUUGAAACCUCAGUUGCAUAAUGAUGCUCUGUUGUUUUACAAUCCAAUAAUUAAGGCAAAUGAAUAUAAUGGAGGCUGUGAAGAAUCUAAUCUGACUGGAAAUGAUGAAUUGUCAGUAUCAAAACAAUCCCAUCUAAUUGGUUUAUUACUCAGACCAGAUAAUCAAUUCAGUAUUACCAUCCACUAUAUGCCAAAUAAACGUAAUAUAAAAAAUUUUGGACAAGUUCAUUUAUCCCUUGUAAAUAACGAAUAUGAAGAUACAUUGGUUGAAUUAAUCGGUGAAGCAUUGAAUGAUGAAGUAUGCCUUGAAGAUGUACCACAAUUAGAUUAUGAAAAGCAUGUUUGUAUACAAAAUGCAUUGAGACGGGUAAUUUCUGCAUCGAAACCUGCGCCAUCAUCACAAUCAAACCUUGAUGAUUUAGAUAGUGAUCCUGGACAAGAUGAAACUCAGACUGCAUUGGCUUUACGGCACAAUCAUUUAGAUUUUGGAGAUUGUGGUCCAAAUGAAGCUAUAACACGAACAAUAACACUUACACAUUGCGGUAAAGUGAAAGAUACAGAACCGACAAGUUUUCGUUUUACCUGGCCAACUAAUAAUCCAGUUCUACAAUUUAAACCAUCUGAAGGUCAUCUGCACGUGAAUCAAUCACGUAGAAUUGAGGUGACUUUUAAACCAUCGGGUACACCAAUUACAUUAAAAUCUCAAUCGGUCAAAUGUUCUCUACAUCGUAUUAUCGUGUCUGUGCCAGAGGGUUGUUCAAAACCAGUCGACUGGGAUGAUACGAAACAAGUGAUACGUUGGCUUGAUCUACCUGGAGAGAGAGGUAACGGUGUCGAUUCUACAAGUCGUUCAGCUGCAACGACGACAACAACAGCGACAACAAAUUCAAAUAAAGUAAUCAAUCAACAGGCAACAGCAGCAGCCGCAACAACAGCCGCUAGUCCACAUGGUUCACAAGAAUUACUCGCUCAAUUCAAUUUAAAUUAUGGCUCAGCUAAUGAAGUAAUUCGUCGUAAACAUAAAGUAAUCGAGAUUGAAGCUGAACCAAACUACGAAGAGAUAUUAGAUCAACCAGAUCCUAAACCACUGGAAUUAUUCAUCUCAGGAGUAGCUGAUUUCACUCAACACAAAUGUGAUGUCAGCAGAAUUGACUUUAAAGAUACGCAUAUCUUUGAAAAACGAAUUUACAGGUUUGAGUUUAUCAAUUCAGGAUUGAUAACACUUCAUUUCAAUUGGUCCAUUCAAAUGACAAGUUCAACACCUGACGAAAAUAGUAAUAAUAAUAAUAAUAACACUAGUAAUGAAGGCUGUAACGAACAUUGGGAUAUUUCAUUGGUUCCAUUUACAGUUGAUCCGAUUCAGGGUGAUAUACUACCUGGAAAAUCAAAAUUUAUUCAGGUUACAUUUAGUCCACUUUUACUUGGUGAAUUUGAAGCACAACUUACUGGUAGAAUCGAUAACCUGCUUCAACAAUCAACUACGUCAAAUCGUAAUCGACCAAUUCUUAGUCAACCAGUGAUUACAAUAACAGGGAAAUCAGAAAAUUCUAUUCUACACUUUGAUUUAUAUGAUUCAGAUUAUUUAUCUGGUGGCCGAAGAAAUCCUGAAUUACAAGAGUUAACUGGAACACCACUUGGAGCCAGUUUAGAUCCAUCUACAAGAGUUAUCGAAUACAGCAUAGUUGGUUUAGGUGUGAGAAAAACUAGAUAUUUUUCUGUUAUAAAUACAACAAAAGAGAAUUUUGAAUUUACAAUUGAAAAUGCUGACUCAAUUAGCAUGAAAGAGCCACAAUCAGUAAAAUGUCUAGUAGAUAAAGGUACAAUUGAAGCUGGUAAAAAAAUUAAUAUUGGAUUCGAGUUUAUCGCUUAUCAACUUGGCUUAAUUGAAUCAUUUUGGCGUUUUAAUGUGGAAAAGUUUGGUUAUAGUGUACCAAUGUUGAUUGUAGGCGAAACAAGAGAGCCAAAUAUUAUGUUUGAUCAAUCCCAUAUCAACUUCAAUGCUGUUCUUAUUGGUCAUAAAGUUAGCAAAAAUGUCCUGCUAAUUAAUCAAGAAGUUCCACCACCAUCAUCAUCAUUAUCAACAUCAGAUUAUGCUAUCAUGAAUGUGGAAGAGCAUUCUUCAGAUAUCCUAGAAUUCGAAUUUCUAAAAUCUAGUCUGUACAGUGCUGGAAAACAAGAUUCAGUUACCGUGGAACCAAUGUCUGGUCACAUUUCACCUGGUGAAAAAUUACCAAUUCAAAUCACAUUUCAAGCACUUGGUGAACGUGAAGUCAAUAUCAAUUUACAAUGUCGAAUUAAACAUCGAAAUUUACCACUCACAUUAAAUAUAAAAGCACAAGGUUAUACAAUUCACUCAUCCAUAUGGAUAGAUUACAGUACAAAUGAUUCGAUAACAAAUCUACCCACAACAAUAGAACAAGUUGAAAUUCAACCGUUAUGGUCACCAUGUCUAGGUGUUGAUAUAACAGAUCUUAUGAACACCUGCCUAGAUCGUAUUAAAAGAGAUAGGCAUAUAGGCAGUAAAUUAGCUGAAUUAAAAUUCGGUGAAUUAAUACCCGGAGAAUGUAUCACUCGAAAGUUAACAAUCCAUAAUAGUGGAAAGUUUAAAAUAGACUUUUUAUGUCAAUUUAUGCCGAUCCCUGUGGAUUCUGAUAAUAAAGGUGAAAUAACCAGUAGCAACAAAAAGAUGAAUCUAAUCAAUAGCAUGAUCAAUGGUCUAAGUACCGACAAUGGCUUUCAGUCACCAUCACUGAAAAUCACACCGAAUUCAGGCUCGUUACCACCCAAUGGAAAAUUUACAUGCACUAUCAUGUUUCAACCUCCAAAACGAUUAAGUCUGUUAGGCAUACAACGCUUAAAACUGAACAAUCUACUCGGUCUAUGCUUAGUUGUACGUGAUGGUCCAGUGUAUGGGAUAAAAUUAUCUGGUUCAACUAAACGACAAACUGUUCAAUUUUCAACAACCUGUAUUAAUUUCGGUUCACAGUUGUUAAUGCAACCGGGUCUUAAGCCUUCAACACGUUAUUUAUACAUUGGUAAUUCAGAUACGAAUCAAGAAAUGAGUAUUGAAUGUAUAUCACAAUCGUCGAAGAUAUUCACCUAUACACUGGCGCCAACAAUUCUACCUAAGAAACAACAAGAAGACACAAAUGAACAAAGUCGAAGUGUUCUAUGCAUGCCAAUAGAAUUUUAUCCAUAUGAGGAUAAAUUAUACACAGAAACAAUGAUAUUUGAAAUUAAUGGCUGUAGUCAAUAUUCAAUAGAAUUAUCAGGUAAAGGAUGUAAAUUGAACAUUGAACCAAUUGUUCAUCCAUUGUUGUUAAUUAAUAAAAACAAAAAUGGAAUCCUAAAGAUUACUCAAAUAAGUGAAUCAGAUCAUUUAACUGAUAAUAAAAGGUGUGUUAAUCUGGGUCAUUUAAAAAGUGGUCAAAUGUCAAGAAGAUAUAUAAGUUUAGUUAAUAAAAGUAACGCAUCAGUCUGCAUACAUAAAAUACAUUUGAAUCAACCUACAGUGGUUGUUACUGGUAACAACGAUGAAAAGAAAUCGAUAAAUAUUCAGCUGUGUAAUUCAAUACCAGUAGAACGACAGUGUAGUUACACUGGACCAAUUACAGAAGUUGCUACUCCCUUGAUUAUUCCACCGAAUGGAGGCGAGAUUAUGGCAAUGCUGAGUCUGACAUCAGAUAAACGAAUACCUGAAUUCAAUGAAGAGGUUCUAUGUGAGAUAUCACGAGUUGAUCAAGAUAAUGCUGUUGUGUUACCUAAAACGGAAAUGCUUACCACAAUGAGUGAAGCCAGUGUAGGCGCAGAAACAAAUACGAAUAUGUUUUUAUCUAUAUUUUCUGUACAUGGGGCUGUAAAUACCUAUGACAUUGACUUUAAUAUUGAUUCAAUCAGUUUUGGUUCUGUUGUCCGUGGAAGUCAGUUGGCCAAGCGAAUAGUGUUAAUUAAUUCUGGUGACUACGGCGCGAAAUUUGAAUGGGACAAAUCAACAUUUACAUCAGAUUUACUCAUUGAACCAAUGAACGGAUUCAUUGGUCCUGGACUGGAAGUCCCAUUCACUUUAACAUUGAAACCGAACAAAUUGACACGUGAGAUACGAAUGGAAAAUGUAACAUGCAGAAUUCAAGGAGCUGGACAAAAGACAAUUACUAUCACAGGAGCUUGUGUACCACCAACUAUUAUCAAAGAAGCACAACAAUUCACAACAACAGUUAGACAAUCCGAUACUAAGAAAUUACAAAUUGCAAAUCGUUCAAACACCGAUUGGCAAAUUAAGCCAGUCAUCAGUGGCGAACAAUGGUCUGGCUCAAAGAUAUUUGAAAUACCAGCACAACAAACUGGAGUUUAUGAACUGAAUUAUAAACCAGUUACUAUGACAACAGAUGGUGCAAAACAUAAGGGUACAAUAUUCUUCCCAUUACCUGAUGGUACAGGAUUAUUAUACAAUUUGUUAGGUAUAUCUGAAUCACCAAAAUCAAUGAUGAGAAUUAAUCGUGAAAUUGAAUGUAAAAAAUUACAUACAGAAAUUGUACAAAUACCAAAUUGGUUAAAUAAUCUGCAAAGAUUUCGUGUCACUAAAGAAAUUCUACGUCCAGAUAAAUCAGAUUCAAGUACAACUAUUCAAGGAUUAAACUAUAUAGAUGUACCAGCGGAUUCUAGCAAAGAAUAUAAGCUGAGUAUAUUUACAUAUCGAGAAGGUCUUACACUUGUCAAGGUGACAUUCACCAACGAUACUACAGGGGAAUAUCAAUUCUUUGAGAUUAACUUCAAAUCAGUGAGAAGUAGAAGUCUAGAUAUAAUUAAAAUGCAAACGCCAGUACGUAAACCUACCAUAUAUACGCUGACAUUGGAAAAUCCUUUACCAAUACCUGUUAACUUUCAGUUGAACACAAAUAUCCCUGAAGUUCAAUGUCCAAGUCAACUACAAAUUCCUGCAAAUUGUGAAGGGAAUGUUACACUGGAAUAUUUACCCAUAAAAGUUGGUCAAAGCACUGGGAAAUUUGAAGCAACUUGCAACGAGUUAGGCUUAUUCAGUUAUGAAUUAGACUUGCAAGCUACACCAUCAGGAUUUGAAUCUACACUACACUUUCGAACAAAUAUUGGACAACGACAUUGUCAAAUGGUGAAGUUUACAAAUAUGACAAAGAAUAAAACUGAAUUCAUUGCGAAUAUUGAUCAUUGUGACUUCCACUGUGAAAAACAAGUCAGUGUAGCGGCUGGAGUUGAUGCCACCCUUGAGGUUAUUUUUGAACCAACCAGUAUAGGCAGUGGAGUGGCUACACUGACAAUUACAAGUACACAUGCUGGUGAAUACAAUUUCCUGCUUAAAGGUACAGCGCUGCCACCACAACCUCAAGGUCCUAUCAUGAUAAAAGCUGGUGAAACAAAACACAUCGUCUUUCGCAAUGUCUUUCCUACACCAAUUCUCUACUCAUUUCAGGUUGAUAAUACCGUGUUCAACCUGCCGAAACAAAGUGAAAUUAUUCGACCAAAUAAAGAAUUUCGAAUACCAAUCGGUCUUGAUGAUAAUGUGACCAGAUCACCAGUGACAGGUAAACUAGUUGUAACUGCAGUACGUGCUCAAUCGAGUGCACGAAUAACUCGGAAAGGGCAAACAACAGGUACAGCUGUAGAUGGCGCUUAUUCCUCUUCUCCAUCGUCCACAUCAUCACCACAACAGCAGCAACAAACGGCAUCAUCACCAGACAUAAGAUCUACAGAAAAGGGUGAAGGAUUUCAAUGGGUGUAUUACCUUCGUGGUGUUAUGUCAUGAAGAAAUUUCAAAUAGAUACGAAUGGAAUCAUUUUCAAUUUGAAUCAUUGAUAUUUAUAAUUUCUGAUUUGUAAUAAAACGUGGAGUCUGUUUACAAUGAUUUAUUAUCUU